Cuscuta epithymum is the source of this 2620-nucleotide messenger RNA. Lineage: Eukaryota; Viridiplantae; Streptophyta; Magnoliopsida; Solanales; Convolvulaceae. The record is from the annotation of a GenBank genome assembly.
UAUUCAUCUUGUACAUGCUGAGCAUGUCACCCCAAUAGAAUAUCAAUAGUCUUUCAUUUGUACAUGUUGAGCAUGUCAGACCACGAUAUAACACCAUGAGCCUUCGAUUCGUACAUGCUGAGCAUAUUACUUCGAAAUUUCCCAAUCAAGAUCAUUUGCUGAUGCUCAUCAUGUCUCUUAUAUUACUACCACUCAUUUUUAACUCAAUAAUUACUUUGUUUCAGCAUGUAAUUUUGUAUUAUUCACCCAAAACUGUUCAUCUUUCAAGAACUCCAACAGUCCACCCCAGUAGCUGCACCGCGGAUGACAUGCUGCUGUCGUGCCGGAGUGAUUCGCCGCCGCCCCGGAAACACUGACCGCCACUUCCCUAGAGACGCUGACUGCCGCUGCCCCGGAGAAAUUGAAUAUUGCUUGUCUGAAGAAGGUCGUCGUAGCUCUGGAGAAACAGAACCGCCCGCUUAUUGAACCGCCGGAACGGCCCGCCUACUGUGCCUUACUAUUACCACCCGUCAUCGGCCAAAACCUCUGGCGUCGUUGUCUUCUCUUGUAGACUCCAGACCAAGGCCGGAAAAAGCCGCAGCUCCUCUUCCAUUCGGCAAGUGGUUGACGAGGUCGAGAGCUCGACGCAACACCGCACGCCGCCACUAAUAACCAAAUUCAAUAUCAAUUAUUGUUCCCUUAUGGUGAAGAUGGCUAUCGUGAUGAUACGCCGUUGUCUAGAGGUGGUAAUGUUGUUGGAGCUGGCAGAAAGAGAGUGAGUAUUCGCGAGUUCCUUGCAUUUCGGCUUCAAGAGCGGUGUGACAAUCAUUCUUCAAUGUUAAGGAUGAAAAGGCUUUUUCAACAGUUCAUUGUUGACGGUCAUACCUUGGUUGAGGCGGCGCGUUUGAGGUUUGUUAGGACCCAUCAAAUCGAACUGCGUUGUGAGAUGUAUAAAGGUUUGAGUGAUGCUUUUUUACGUGGAGAAAGUGAUUCACGCACACAGGGUAAGAGAAUUGUGUUGCCUCCGACCUUUACCGGAGGAGCACGCUUUAUGAUACAGAAUUAUCAAGACGGCCAUGGCCAUUUGCAGGUGGGCAGGUUAUCCUGAUUUAUUCAUAACGUUCACGUGCAAUCCAAGAUGGCCAGAAAUCGAUCAUUUCUUGCAUCCGAGGAAUUUGAAAGCGGAAGAUCGUCCAGAUAUAGUGAGUCGUGUUUUCAAGAUCAAGCUCGACGGUUUGAUUAGAGAUCUACGGAAGAAUAGAGCUUUUGGAAAUGUCAGGGGAGUGGUCUACACAAUUGAAUUUCAGAAACGUGGUUUGCCACAUGCCCAUAUAUUGCUUUGGUUAGCAACAAAUGAUAAAUUGCCCUCGCCGGUUGACAUAGAUAGGGUAAUAUCUGCAGAAAUUCCUGAUAUAAACGCUGACCCACUGUACUAUGCUGCUGUGAAGAACUUUAUGAUGCAUGGCCCUUGCGGUAAUGUUGCAAAAUCUGCGCCUUGCAUGGUUGACGGUAAAUGUACCAAGCAUUUUCCUAAAAAAUGGUGUGAGGAGACGACAGUGGACGCCGACGGUUACCCAAUCUAUAGGAGGAAAUGUGAUGACCGCAGAAUAAUAAAAAAUAAGGUUGAUUUGGAUAAUAGAUUUGUUGUUCCACACAGCCGUUAUUUAUUGAUGAAAUAUGGAGCCCAUAUGAAUGUGGAGUGGUGUAAUCAGUCAAGGUCAAUCAAAUAUUUGUUUAAAUACAUAAACAAAGGUUGUGACCGGGUCACAGCAGGGUUUUACCAAACAACUGAUGCUGAGGCAGGACAAAAGCCAGUUGAUGAGAUACAAAUGUACCACGACUGCAGAUACAUCUCCUCUUGCGAGGCUGCUUGGCGCAUAUUUGGUUUUGAAAGUCAAUAUAAAACCCCGCAUGUUAAACGCCUGAGCUUCCAUUUACCAGGAGAGCAGAGUGUUGUUUUUCGCGACGAUGAGCCUCUCGAUUCAGUGGUUCGAGCAUGUUCUGUUAAGGAGAGUAUGUUCACAGCGUGGAUGGAGGCCAAUAAGAAGUACCCGGAAGCAAGACUUUUGACAUAUGCAGAGUUUCCUCAGAAGUUUGUUUGGAAACAAAAGACAAGAGAAUGGUCUCCCAGAAAACAAAACUUUGCUAUUGGUAGAGUUUAUCAUGUCCAUCCCGGCAGUGGUGAAUCUUAUUACCUCCGAUGUCUUUUAAAUCAUGUUCGUGGUGCAACAAGCCAUCAGGACUUGAGAACCUUGAAUGGUGUCAUUUAUGAUUCUUUUCGUGAUGCAUGUUAUGCGUUGGGCUUACUCGACGAUGAUAAAGAAUUCAUUGAUGCUUUCACAGAGGCAAGCCAUUUCUCAUCUGCCUUUUGUUUGAGAAUUUUAUUUGUGAUAUUAUUGUGGACAGAGUCAAUGGCAAGACCUGAGUAUGUUUGGGAAAAAUGUUGGUCCUUCAUGGCUGAUGACAUCCAAUACAUGCGGAGGAGAAUAUUACAACAUCCAGAUCUUAUUCUUUCUGACGACCAGUUAAUGAGGUUUGCUCUGGAAGAAAUUCAGAGGUUAUUACUGUGACACCGCACCCGAAUGUCCUUGGAGAUUUGAUUUAAAUAUUCAAAGUUUAUGUAUUGGAUUUCUGAUUCCCA